Messenger RNA from Cannabis sativa, 2511 nucleotides. Its product is annotated as protein IQ-DOMAIN 17. The coding region runs from base 594 to 2177 and encodes 527 amino acids. Gene Ontology annotation, molecular function: protein binding. The record is from RefSeq and is a predicted model, not a curated record. Lineage: Eukaryota; Viridiplantae; Streptophyta; Magnoliopsida; Rosales; Cannabaceae. The transcript is spliced from 5 exons.
ACGUGCUCUCUCUCUCUCUCUCUCGUGGCUUUCAAAUACCUCGAAAUCAAAAUCAAUGACUCAAUACCCAACCCCACCACAUAAAUCUGUCCCUCCCUGCCUCACAUUUUUCUCUCCACUCUUUCAUUUUUUUUUUAUUAUAAGUUAAAAAAGGCUUAAUAAUAAGCAAUAGUUAUUUGACGUACUUUCUGACACCAUCCACCACUGUUUUCCAUGUCACAAAUACGAACCAAGAACACCCAAAACCAUAGAGUUUAGCCUUUAGUUAAAUUCUAUUUCUAUUCUAUAUCUAUAUAAUCUUCUCAAAGAGGGAAUAAAAUUUGAUGCUUUUGAUUGAAUCUAUUAUAGUUUUUACCUUAGCUACAGCUCUACAGUUGAACGUCACACCCUUCUUAUCUCUCUCAUCACACUUGUAUUAAAUAUCUUUCUCUUUCACUGAGUUCAAGAGCUGUGCACUACCUUACAAAACUUGAUAACUACAUGAUAUAUCUUUAACAGGACUCUUACUAUACUGUGUUCUGCCUUUUCUGUAAUCUUUCCAUUGUUUAAGAGCUGUAAAUGCAGCUGGGUUUAUCUUUGUUUUCUUAUUUCUGAUGGGGAAGAAAGGAGGCUCCUCAUGGUUGACUGCUGUGAAAAGAGCAUUCAGAUCUCCUAAUAAAGAGGACGAUUUAGAAAAGAAAAGAGAGAAACGACGGUGGAUUUUCAGAAAGCCAACAAAUCAACAAGAAACAGUGUCACAGCAAAAUCAACAGGAACAGAGUAAUAAUACUACGACGGCCCAUGUGUCAGUUUCGAAUGAUCAGCAAACGCAUGCACUUGCUAUGGCGGUGGCCACUGCCGAGGCUGCAAUGGCCACAGCUCAAGCGGCGGUAGAGGUAGCUCGGCUAUCUAGGCCUACUUAUCAAGCUAGAGAACAUUAUGCUGCCACUGUUAUACAAACGGCUUUUAGGGGGUAUUUGGCAAGAAGAGCUCUUCGAGCGCUUAAAGGGCUAGUGAAAUUGCAGGCUUUGGUGAGGGGUCACAAUGUGAGAAAGCAAGCCAAGAUGACCCUUAAAUGCAUGCAAGCUCUGGUUAGAGUUCAGGCUCGGAUCCUGGAUCAACGCGUGAGGCUCUCCCAUGACGGUAGUAGAAAGUCAGCAUUCAGUGACACCACUAGCGUUUUUGAUUCCCGAUACCUUCAAGAUAUCUCGGACAGAAAAUCCAUGUCGAGAGAGGGAAGUAGUGUUGCAGAUGAUUGGGACGAACGGCCUCACACAGUUGAGGAAGUAAAAGCCAUGUUACAACACAGAAGAGAAGCUGCAAUGAAACGUGACAAGAAUUCAUCCCAGUCCUCAUCACAACAGGCAUGGAGAAAUGGUAGAAGCCCUUCAAUGGGGAACGAAGACGAGCUUGAUGAGAAACCAAAAUGGCUAGACCGGUGGAUGGCUGCAAAACCAUGGGAGACCCGAGCAAGAGCUUCAACUGAUCAGAGAGACCCCAUAAAGACAGUCGAAAUGGAUACUUCCCAGCCUUAUUCAUAUUUAGCUCCCAAUCUUAGAAGGUCAAAUCCCAAUUACCACCAACAUCAGCAGCAACAUCAACAACAACAACAAAGACAAAGACCCAAUUCACCUCUCCAUAGAUCUCACCAAAAUCAGCAUCAUCAUUCCCCUGUAACGCCUUCACCAUCUAAAACCAGGCCUAUUCAAGUCCGAUCAGCCAGCCCUCGUUGUGGGAGAGAAGACAAAAGCUUCCACACAUCUCAAACACCAAGCUUAAGGUCCAACUACUAUUACAAUGGCCGAGUUGGAUCAACAUCAACAAGCACUGCUAGUGGUAAUGUUUGCCCGCCAGUGCCAAAUUACAUGGCUGCAACAGAGUCAGCCAAAGCUCGGGUUCGAUCUCAGAGUGCUCCGAGGCAGAGACCUUCGACACCGGAGAGGGAACGGGGAGGUGGGUCUGCGGCGAAAAAAAGGCUUUCUUUCCCAGUUCCGGAUCCUUAUGGUGGUGGAAUGGUGUAUGGAGGAGGGGGUUAUGGCCAUAAUAGCUUGAGGAGUCCAAGCUUUAAGAGCGUAAUAAGUGGUUCACAUUUGGGUGGAGUGGAACAACAGUCUAACUAUUCAUCUUGUUACACUGAGAGCUUUGGUGGUGAGAUAUCUCCUUCUUCAACUAGUGAUCUAAGAAGAUGGCUCAGGUAAAAUUAAUUAGCUCUGAAAGUUAAGUUAAUACGACACUUGUUAGUUUCCACUUUUUCUAAUUUAUUAGUUUUGUGAUUGUGAUUUAGUUUGUAGUUUUCUGACCCCACCAAAACGAUCGGGUUUAUUUAGUCUUUUAGAAAAUUGUUGCCUUUUGUGACAGAAACUCACAUCUUCACCAAUCAUUAGUAUCAUCAUUAGUUUUUCUUAAAAGAGAGAAGAACUAUAACUAUGUAUUAGUUUUCACUAAUUUUUUUUUUAUUUUUAGUUUGAGAUUGUGAUUAAGAUGUAGUUCUCUGACCUUUUAAUAUAUAUAAGAUUUGUUUUCUUUUGUGAA